Molecule: messenger RNA, 2793 nt
Organism: Camellia sinensis
Lineage: Eukaryota; Viridiplantae; Streptophyta; Magnoliopsida; Ericales; Theaceae
Product: scopoletin glucosyltransferase-like
Molecular function (GO): UDP-glucosyltransferase activity
Source: RefSeq, a predicted model, not a curated record
CGGGGGUGUGAGAAUAUAUUGUGAAAUAUAUUGUGAGUCUUACAAAUGAAACUUAGAGUCCUAUUAGAGGCAUAAUUGUAUUAGAGUCAUGAUAGUAUUGUAUUUGUAUUUCCUUUUUGGUUUAGGAGUUAGGGCUAUAUAUAUUCCAAGGUCUGAUUGCAAUUGAUACAAUUGAAUAUACAGAAAAGCUUUCAGGAAUCUUACAAUCUCAUCAUCCCCAAGUCCCAAUCUCAUUUCAGCCAAUAUCAUCCUCUGUUCCCAAGUUUUCAUUCCUCCUACAAUGCAAGGCUGAAUGGGUUCAAAAUCCAAUCUGCUUCACAUCUACUUCUUACCAAUGAUGGCCCAUGGCCACAUGAUACCGCUCGUGGACAUGGCCAGACAAUUUGCUCGGCAUGGUUCAAAGGUAACCAUAAUUCUGACACCCGGCAAUGCAACUCUCUUCUCCAAAACAAUCGAGAGGGACAGAGAACUUGGCCUUCAAACUAAUAUUCGUCUAAUUGUCUUCCCUUCUGCAGAAGUCGGGUUGCCAGAAGGAUGUGAGAACUUAAGUUCCACUACUUCUCAGGAAAUGUCCCUAAAAAUUCACAAGGCCGGCGAGCUGCUUCAACAACCAUUUGAACAGCUCUUGGAAGAAGAUCGCCCUGAUUGCCUUGUGGCUGAUGUGUUCAUCCCAUGGGCUACUGAUGUUGCAACCAAGGUUGGGAUUCCAAGGCUGGCUUUCCAUGGAACUAAUGCAUUUUCUCUCUGUGUUCAUCACGUCUUACACAAUCAAGAACCUCACAAAAACAUUGAAUCCAACACGGAAUCCUUCAUUGUGCCUAACCUUCCAGACACAAUAAAGUUGACAAAACUACAACUUCUGGAUCCCACAAGAAGCGGAACUGAAAGCCAUUUUGCCAAGAUGGUUGGAAAACUUAUGAAAGCAGAGAGGACAAGUUACGGAAUAGUUAUAAACAGCUUCCACGAGCUAGAACCAGCAUAUUCAGAAUACUACAGGAAGGUCGUAGGACGACGGGCAUGGCAUAUUGGUCCGGUCUCACUCUGCAACAGAGAUGAUGAAGAUAAAGCUUGUAGAGGAAACCAAACCUCUAUCGAUGAACAUGAGUGCUUGACUUGGCUUGCCUCAAAGAAGCCCAACUCAGUUCUAUAUGUGUGCUUUGGAAGCUUGUCCAACUUUUCGACUGCUCAGCUACGUGAGAUAGCAAUGGGUCUAGAAGCUUCUGGACAACAAUUUAUUUGGGUGGUAAGGAAGGAGAAAACAAAGGAAGAGUGGUUGCCGGAAGGAUUUGAGAAGCAGUUGGAGGGGAGAGGAUUAAUAAUAUGGGGUUGGGCCCCACAAGUGCUAAUACUCGAUCAUGAAGCAAUUGGAGGGUUUAUGACUCACUGUGGAUGGAACUCGGUGCUGGAGGGAUUGACAGCUGGAGUGCCACUGAUCACCUGGCCACUCUUUGCUGAGCAAUUUUCCAAUGAAAAGCUGGUGUCUGAUAUUCUGAAGGUAGGAGUUGCAGUAGGUGCUCAGGAAUGGUGUCAAUGGCCAGAUGAUACUAAGAUCUAUGUAAAGAGGGACGAUAUAGAGAAGGCAGCGGCUCAACUAAUGGUUGGUGAAGAAGCUGAGGAAAUGAGGAGCCGAGCACAUGCACAGGGAGAUAUGGCAAAGAAGGCUGUUGCAAAGGGUGGAUCAUCGUACUCUGAUUUGAGUGCUUUAAUAGAAGAAAUGAAGUUGAAUUGCCACUGAGACAAGUUACUAGAUCUUUGGCCCUUUCAAAGGCUUGUAUCUGUUCACGUAUAUUUACAAUAAUCUUGUUCAUAUAUUGUUAUUAUUUUUGCUAUGAAAAAUCAGAACAUAACACCUGCUCAAAUCCCACCCCUUUACCACUUGAGCCAAGGUUCGAUAAAUUAAAAUACUACUUACAAUUAGUGAGAGCAAGGGUUAAAAAAUGAACUAAUUCAAAACAAAACACCACCACAGAUAACCAAACCAAACCGAAGGGGAAAAAAAUAAACUUCUCCAGAGAUGCUUAAGAACACCUCAUUGAAAACCCAAAUAAUAAUAGAAAAGAAGCAGAUGAGGAAGGAAAAGGCAACAGCCAAGCAAUGAUCCAAUCCACAAUGUAAGGAAAUACAGAUUGCAAGAAAAUGUGGGAAAACCUUUUUCAUAAGCUAUGAUUUCUUAUAUGCAUUAAAGUUCCUCAUCUUUCUCACUUCCAUAACAAACCAACCAUUGACCUCAAAAACAAAUGUUAAAAGGAGGAUAUAUGAGGAGUCAUAUAAAUAGUUGUUGCGUACAGGAACUCAAUUCUUUUAUGAGUAGCCCACUUUCUCACCCUCAGGAAUAGAAUCUGUCUUAACUGGGAAGACAUAAAGCAAACAAAUAACAACCAGACCCAAAAAAAACGAAAUGUAAGACAGAUCAACCCAUUUUGAAAAUAUUUGAAGUUUGGGUUCCAUAAUUUCAUUAACAUGAACAAAAAUGCAAUAUAUUUUUUAGAGCACUCAUUGUAAAAAGCAGAUUAUGCAUCACAACACGAGCAAUUGCCAAAAUAAAUUACAGUUUCGAUGCAUUCUAUAUAGCAAAUUACGAGGGAUAUAGCAGCAUACUACUUUGUCACAAACAACCCAAAAGUUAUUUUCUCUUGUUCAAUCAAACAACCAAUAGUCAUGAUACCACACUUGACUAACAUUAAAAAAUUUCCCAUGGCAAAGACCUGUAAUUCCACAUAAUUAUAUAGUUGAAGCCAAGUCCUUUGAAGCAUCACAAAUCACACAACACAAGAAACGUAAAAUUGCGGCAAA